GGGACACACAUAUCCGGACCGUGCCAGGACCGAGACACGGCCGGGUGGCGCUCGUCCCUCGGUACGUUUGUCUUCAAGCCACACUCUUCCGGGUCUCGCCAGUGUUCCGUUCGUUUCCAUUGCUGUGACAUUGAAAUAUCUGUCGUCUUAUUUUUUUUUUUAAUAGUUAAAAUGUUUAGUAGUUUUCGAAAUAGUGACUUGGGCAUGAUAGCCCUUAUGAUAGCCCUUGCUUUAGAGGAGGAAGAGAAUGAAACAAGAAUGAGAAAGCCAAGUAACAGAAAUAUAUGGGUUCACAGUGCAUGGAAGACAAGAUCUCUACAAGGGGAGUUUCGAACGCUAUUCCCUCUUCUCAUCGAUGAUGAGACAAAAUUUUACGAGUAUUUCAGGAUGACACAGUUUACAUUCCAUCAACUACUAAACAAACUUGAAGCAGAAUUGAAAAAAAAUGAUACUUUUUGGAGACCAUCAAUUUCUCCCACACAACGCCUGGCUGUAUUUUUAAGAUUCCUUGCUACAGGAGAUUCUUUCAAAACCAUUUCCUUUAGCUACAGGCUGGGAAAAUCAACAGUUGCAUCCAUUAUCCAUGACACCUCUAAAGCAAUAAUCAAUGUUUUGUUAGAUGAGGUUAUGCCUGUAUCGAAAGAAAAUGAAUGGAAUGCUAUAGCGGAAGAAUUUUGGAGAAAAUGGCAGUUUCCAAAUUGCAUCGGGGCCAUAGAUGGGAAGCAUGUUGUAAUACAAGCUCCAAAAAACUCAGGAAGUCUUUAUUGAAAUUACAAGAAGACAUAUUCUAUUGUGCUGCUGGCCCUUGUUGAUCCGUGCUACAACUUUAUUGCAGUAGAUCUGGGAGCAUAUGGGAAAAACUCAGAUGGAGGUAUUUUGGCAAACUCAAAUCUUGGAAAGUCAUUAGAAAAUAACAAACUUAAUGUACCAAAAAUUAAAGCAUUACCUAACACUAAUAUUGAACUUCCAAUGGUAAUUGUUGGCGAUGAAGCUUUUCCUCUGAAAAGAUAUUUAAUGAGACCUUAUCCAGGAAGGGGCUUGACAAAUGACAAAGCUAUUUUUAAUUAUCGUUUGAGUCGGGCAAGAAGAAUAUCGGAAAAUGCUUUUGGUAUCCUGCAACAGAAAUUUAGAAUAUUUAAUAGAACCCUCCAAGGAGAUCCUGGAAAUCUAACAAACAUCGUUAUGACUAUUUUGUACAACUUUAUUCGAAAAAUCGAAGGUUAUAAGGUUUCUGAACAGGUGUUGAACGAAAGUGAAGCAGAUAGAAAAUCUGACAGAUAUUCAAAUCUUCAAAACCUACCUCGGCUUCGUGGUAGAUCUACAUAUGCUGCAUUUGAUGUGCGAGAGCCACUGAAAACCUUUUUGAAUU
Anthonomus grandis grandis is the source of this 1369-nucleotide messenger RNA. RefSeq lists its product as uncharacterized. NCBI's taxonomy places the organism in Eukaryota, Metazoa, Arthropoda, Insecta, Coleoptera, Curculionidae. Bases 172 to 768 code for a protein of 198 amino acids. The record is from RefSeq and is a predicted model, not a curated record. The transcript is spliced from 2 exons.